Messenger RNA from Aspergillus eucalypticola CBS 122712, 3438 nucleotides. RefSeq names its product carboxypeptidase Y. Gene Ontology annotation, cellular component: fungal-type vacuole. Gene Ontology annotation, biological process: proteolysis. The record is from RefSeq and is a predicted model, not a curated record. Lineage: Eukaryota; Fungi; Ascomycota; Eurotiomycetes; Eurotiales; Aspergillaceae. Bases 1 to 3438 code for a protein of 1145 amino acids. The transcript has 6 exons. Gene Ontology annotation, molecular function: serine-type carboxypeptidase activity.
AUGGUACGCUCUUUACAACUCGGCGUGGCGGCCCUUGGGCUGCUUGGUGCAGUGUCCGCUCAAUUAGUGUCAACUGGCUUGUCCGUCACGCUCGACCAUAUCGAUUACUUUGUCUCUCCUUACUCAGCGGGGAACGUGACGGUGUCGGCGGCCUUCCUGAAGGACGUCCCCAGUGUCAAUGGCUUCUACCCUGUGACUGUUGUCCAAGAGGAGAUAGCUGAGGUAUCAUCGUUGCCCUCUAUUUUCUCUAAAUGGACGGAUGUGGAUGAUGUGUUUACACCCGCUUUCCUGGGUGCAGUCUUAGUCCGUGGCUGCAAACCCGACAAUGUCACUACAACCUUCAAUACUUCCCGCUCCAGUGUCCUCGUGCCUUUGGAGUCCAGGGUUGUCCCAUCAGGCCCAUACUUCCUCGAACAGGCUACUGGGAAGCUUUAUCCAGUCUACCGUCUGUAUAGCGACUUUGCAGGAGCCUUUACGCAACCACUGCUCCAGAAGCCAGACGGCACAUUCCAGCCUUUGUCGGCCCAAGUGGCCGGUCUGGUUUCAUCCACAGUGGGUGUACCCUCUCGCAUCUACUAUACCCCCAGCUCCGAGAAGCCGCUGGCUGGGGCCCGUGUUGGCGUCAAGGACAUUUACAGCCUCGCUGGCGUGCGGCAGAGCAACGGCAAUCGAGCAUGGUACAAUCUGUACGGGGAGAACAACGUCACUGGAACCGCUGUUUCGCGUCUGAUCGACGCAGGCGCCAUUAUUGUCGGACUACAGAAACCCUCGCAGUUCGCAAAUGGAGAAACGGCUACAGCUGACUGGGUCGACCUUCACUCGCCCUUCAAUCCACGUGGAGAUGGUUACCAGGACCCUUCUUCCUCCUCGUCGGGCGCGGGUGCUUCCAUCGGCUCCUAUGAAUGGUUGGACCUAGCUCUGGGUAGUGAUACCGGUGGUUCUAUCCGCAAUCCUGCCGAGGUCCAGGGAGUCUACGGUUCUCGCCCAUCUCACGGUCUGGUCGAACUCGACCAUGUCAUGUCUAUGUCUCCGGUGCUCGACACUGCAGGAGUGCUGACAAGGGACCCUUACCUGUGGGACCGAGCCAACCAAGCUCUCUACAGCACUAAUUACACCUCGUUUCAUGGAAAAUCAGUCCGCUACCCCAGCAAGCUGUACACUAUCGAUUUCCCGACGACCAAUGACUCUGCGGCAGACGCAUUGCUGGCUGGGUUCCAAAAGCGCCUGGCCGCAUUCUUGAAUACGACAGCCACCCCGCUGGACCUACCUGCCGACUGGUCGUCACAGCCGCCAUCCAGCGCGCCCGCCAAUGUCUCGCUUGAAACGUUGCUUAACCUGACCUACCCAAUGCUCAUCACGAAGCAGCAAAUACCUCUGGUUAGGGAUCCUUUCUAUGCCGACUAUGCUGCAAAGCACGACGGCCGAGUCCCCUUCGUCGACCCUGUCCCUCUCUCCCGGUGGAACUGGUCCAUGGCGUAUCCUGACUCCGCACUGGAUGAAGCCAUCCACAACAAGACGCUCUUCAUGGACUGGAUCGCUGAGAACUAUCUCACUCCGAUCUCCGACCCAGAGCAGUGCUCUUCGUCGCUUAUUGUCUAUGUGGGCACCGAUGGCUCCCAGACAGCGCGUAAUGUCUACCGCUCGCUGCCUGGCGCACCAUCAGGCUAUAGCAAGUUCCUCAUCUCCAAUAUGGCCAGUGUGCCGGACUUUGUCAUUCCCGUUGGAGAGAUUGAGGCUUACAGCACCAUUACACAACACCAGGAGAAAUUUCCCGUCGCCAUUGACGUUCUGGCUGCGAAGGGGUGUGAUGGGCUACUUGUUAGGCUGGCUCAGGAUUUGUUGGAGGCUGGAAUCAUCAGUGCCCCGUUAACCGGUGGGACGCUGACUGGUGGGUCAAAUCUCCCUCUCCUGCUUUCUCUUUUUCUCCCGUCGAAACGAUACUCCACACCCCACGCCCAGAUGCGUUUUCUCAGCAGUGCAGCCCUAUUCGGCCUGGCAUAUGCCUCCACCCAGGCCGUACUCCAGCCAGAGGAGCCGUCCGACUUCCGCACAUUCCACAGCCCAUAUUCCCCGCAUCACUCAAUCCGCAUCCGCCAGCAGAAUGAAUCGCUCUGCGCUGCCCAUUCCGCCCAAUACACCGGCUGGCUCGACAUUGGUCAUAAGCAUCUCUUCUUCUGGUACUUUGAGAGCCAGAAUGACCCUGCCAAUGAUCCCCUUACCCUCUGGAUGACAGGCGGCCCAGGUGGCUCUAGCAUGAUUGGUCUAUUCGAAGAAGUCGGGCCAUGUCUGAUCAACAAGUACGGCAAUGGCACUUACUACAACCCUUGGGGAUGGUCGCGGAACUCGUCGCUGCUGUUUGUCGAUCAGCCAGUCGAUGUGGGCUUUUCGUACGUUGAUGAAGGCGAAGAACUGCCAGGCGACUCGCAUCAAGCUGCAAUUGACAUGCAUCGGUUCUUGCAGUUGUUUGUUUCCGAGGUGUUUCCACAUUUGCAGUCCCUUCCGUUUCAUCUUUCGGGAGAGUCGUAUGCCGGUCACUAUGUUCCUUACCUCGGCAGCCAAAUCGUUCAACAGAAUAAGCUCUAUCCCAAUGAGCCCCAAGUCCUUCUGCGCUCAUGUCUCGUAGGCAACGGCUACUAUUCGCCUCGCGACACUGCCUACGGCUACUGGGAAACUCUCUGCACCACUAACCCUGGAGUACCCGAACCGGUCUUCAACAAGACCAGAUGCGACAUCAUGGCUGCCAACAUGCCGCGAUGCAUGGAGGUCUUCGACGUAUGCAACAGGAACCCCGAUCCAGCCAUUUGCCAUGCUGCGUCGAAAGUAUGCUACGAGGGCAUAAUCGGAUGGUAUGAUGACGAGUCUGGGAAGGGUGGUCGGAAUCGAUUUGACAUAACCGCACCCUGCGCCAUUGACGGCAUCUGCUACAUCGAAGCGGCUCGUAUCGAGCAGUACCUGAACACACCGGCAGUUUGGGCCGCUUUAUCACCACCUAAGGAAAUCAAAGAGUACAAGGUCACCUCCGACAAUGUGCCGCGCGCAUUCGAUCGCACUUCGGACGAGAUGACGCCUGCGUCGGAGCAAAUUGCUUUUCUGCUUGCGAAUCAGGUACAUUUCCUCGCGUAUCAGGGAAACUUGGAUCUGGCUUGUAAUACGGCGGGGAAUCUGCGCUGGGCGCAUUCUCUGCCGUGGAGGGGCCAGGUCGAGUUUACCUCCAAGCCACUGCAGUCAUGGAGUUGGGUGGAUGUGGUAUCCGGAAAGAGUGGAGUGGCUGGAACGACCAAGGAGGUGAGGGUGAAGGUUAGUGCGAGUACGGAUAAGGAGUCAAGGUUUGCGCUGGUUACAGUUGAUGGGGCAGGACAUUUUCUUCCCCAAGACAGACCCGAUGUCGCGUUAGAUAUGAUGGUGCGGUGGAUCUAUGGCGCAUCGUUCACUGAGUGA